AUGGUGUUCAAAAUACUUACAGGCAAGGUUUCGAUUGAUAGGCGUGAUCUUUUCACUCUUCUCCCCUCUCAUACCAGAGGUGCUAAGUCCAAACUACGUCUGUCCAAGGCUAGGACAAGUGUCAGAUCUAAUUUCUUUUCAUUACGAGCGUCUCGGGAGGUCUUCUGUUUUUACACUUAUGACCUACCGCAUCUAGUGGAGUUACAAGGAGUUAAAUGCAAAAUGUUUGCCGAUGAUGUUAAAAUAUAUAAUCCCAUAGCUGACAAUGCGGAUACUGUCAGAAUCCAAGUAGCCAUCGAUGAAGUCGUUAGGUGGUCUAACUUAUGGGGACUCCCCCUGGCCUCGGACAAAACUUCAGUUCUCCGUUUAGGGAGGUCUACAUCUCACAAUAACUACUACAUAGGAGGCUCUGCCUUGCAUAACGUUAACCAAGUCAGAGAUUUGGGUUUCAUAAUUGAUAAUGCUUGUACACUAAGGAUCCCUGUGUUCUUUAUUAGAGCUUAUAAGACAUUCGUUCGCUCUAUUCUGGAAUAUGGAUCCAUGAUUUUUUUUCCUCAUUCGAAAAAAUCCAUUUAUAGGCUUGAAGCUAUUCAAAAUAGUUUCACUAGGAAGGUUUUGAUUCGCGCUUUGGGGUCUAAUUAUAAGGCUAUACCAAGAGGUGUCAUCAGGAACAAGAUGCUUGGUCUUGAUUCUCUUCUAUGCCGACGAAAAAAAUUAGAUUUGUUGAUGGUGUUCAAAAUACUUACAGGCAAGGUUUCGAUUGAUAGGCGUGAUCUUUUCACUCUUCUCCCCUCUCACACCAGAGGUGCUAAGUCCAAACUACGUCUGUCCAAGGCUAGGACAAGUAGUACCGACGUCAAUACUGUGCACGAACUCAUAGUACAGCUCGCACGUACAAUAUCCUGCGGCGGAAACUAUCUCCUGAACGUUGGACCCGAUAUGCAUGGUAAAAUCCCACCUAUAUUUGAGGACCGUCUCAGAGAGCUUGGAAGGUGA
Cooperia oncophora is the source of this 996-nucleotide messenger RNA. Lineage: Eukaryota; Metazoa; Nematoda; Chromadorea; Rhabditida; Trichostrongylidae. The record is from the annotation of a GenBank genome assembly.